AUGUCAAGUUCAGGAUUAGCGGGUCCGUUUGGUCCGCCCUAUCCGGUAACAGGGGCGUGGUUUAAGGAUCGUUACAGUUACGAGGAAUGGAAUCAAACAUUGCACCAGUUUUCCCUUCAGGGUGGGGACUCUGUAAUCCUGCGAGCGCCACCUGUACAGCUGACGACCAGGCAGGAACUUGUGGAUAAUCCCAAUUUUAAGUGGUGCGUCAAACGUCAUGAAAACGGGAGCAGCAGCCACUGUGUUGAUGACGCCUUCAGAGAACUCUCAGACCUUGACGUCAACGUGGUUACACUAUUAACGUACCAGUAUGAAGAACGCUUCGAAGCAGCGUCCAUGUUAGCUUGUGAGCAAUACGAUAAAAUGAUCGUUGCUGACAGGAUAUACAUGCGAUUGGUUCUACCUCAUAACAAAACAAACAAGUGUGACUACAGGAACACGAACGUCACCGUCCUCUUUACUUCCUUCGCAGGGACAGAUCCGCACGAACUACUUCUUGACGCGGCGCAUGAAUACAAAAUGGCGGUGUAUUUCGGUGUUCCAGGUUUGCCAUCGUCUGCUAUGAAAACCCAAAAACUUUCAAGUCAACCCAUUUUCACAUCUUAUAGUCUGUUUCUUGAACGUGUUUUAGAAUCACACAGUGUCAAAUACAGUAAUAGGUCUUUACUGAAGGGCUACUUUUUGUCGGACGAUUUCAAUAUGCCAAUGCCAUCAAAAGGCGCACACUUCGACAUUCUUAAAUAUACCUACCAGACAGUUAAAAAGCAUAACAAACAAUUUGGUGUAGAUAAUGUAGUCAACACGAACAAACUACUCGGCGGUAACCAACUUGGUGACAUCAUCAACUCAUUCAGGGCUAUUGCGACACAAAGUGACGUCAUUUCUGUCAGAGACGGCCGGGGAUCAGGAUUAACGGCUUUAUUUUGGGAGACACAGAGAUCUCGGGACAUCCAGUCCGUAGACCCCACCCUGUUUAACAUACUGCAAAAUAAGAUUCCAUCUCUGAUUACAAACGCAACGACAUUUCAAGAUGUCUAUAACAACAGUACAAGUGAGGUAUUCGAUGCUCUUGCCAAGGAAAGGGAUGACAUUUCAAAGACUAGCAACUCUUCAUUUGUCCUCUGGUUGAAUAUUGAAGCAUAUGAUGAGCUGCACUCCGAUGACCUAUGUCUUCCGGUGGACAGGGCGGGGUCCGGGGUAGGCCGAAUGUUAAACAAGAUCACAAAACCACGUGUUGAUCACGUGUUGACACACGCUGGAACCGCCGUUCAGAAAAUCGUGUCUUUGGCCUGGGACCCUAGUUUUACCUGCACUACAAAGGAUCACCCAUACCCCUUACGAAGCCAGAUUGUGUCAGAUAUGGGCAGGCCUAUUAUCUCACGAUGCUUCUUUCACAGCAGUUUCAACCGAUCUGUUGUCGUCAUUGGUUACAACCUUGAAGGGGAAACACAAGGCUUUACAGUUGAUUGGCCUAACGUCAACGGGCAUCGAGUAAAGAAUGACCGAGUGUAUGGCUAUUAUUUCGAGUUGGAUUGGGGACGCCAACAUGGACGGAUAGAAUCUUUAGAAUACGUGCAGAUGUAUGAUCCUUAUGACGUCAUCAGUCUCGCGCCAAAGGGUUACGUCAACAUAAAGGCUAAUAACAGUUACAAUGGCUGCUCUUUCGUGUAUGACUUUACAAAUAAAUCCGAUGAAUCACUCAAGAAUGAUUCCAGAAAGCUUAGGAAGAAUUUCGUUCGCGAGAAGCAAAAACCUGUUCGUAGAGUGGAGGCUCAGGACACGCCCUUCACCAGUAAUUAGCUGCCUGUGGGUUCGAUGCCUCGGUGAUUGCUUUUUGUGUUAUUGGUUUGGCAAUACAGGGUCAAGGGUGACUCUCCAUUGAUAACCAAGAUGAUAACACUUUAAGGAA
Mya arenaria is the source of this 1909-nucleotide messenger RNA. RefSeq lists its product as uncharacterized. The record is from RefSeq and is a predicted model, not a curated record. The coding region runs from base 1 to 1800 and encodes 599 amino acids. Lineage: Eukaryota; Metazoa; Mollusca; Bivalvia; Myida; Myidae. The transcript has 5 exons.